UCUUAAAUCUAUGGAUUUUUGAAAGGAAGAGCUUGCAUCUAAGACAAACCUUUAUAGAAAGUGUUUUAGGGUUUGCCUGACUUACGCUUCCAUUUUGCUAUUUCCUUCUUCAAGACUAAUUCAAGUUCCAUUUCCCCCCAUUUCUAGGGUUUGUUUUUUUAAUUUACUCUUCUUUGAUUAGGGUUUGUGCAAAAAAAGAAGAAAAAAAUGGCGUUCUCAAUGCAACCUCAUGGCAUACAAUCGAUGCUUAAGGAAGGUCACAAGCAUCUCUCAGGUCUCGAUGAAGCUGUUUUGAAAAACAUCGAUGCUUGCAAGCAACUCUCAACAAUCACCCGCACUUCCCUCGGCCCCGACGGUAUGAAUAAGAUGGUUAUUAAUCAUUUAGACAAGCUCUUUGUUACCAAUGAUGCUGCUACCAUUGUCAAUGAGCUUGAGGUUCAGCAUCCGGCGGCAAAGAUAUUAGUUCUGGCGGGUAAGGCUCAGCAAGAGGAAAUUGGUGAUGGGGCUAAUUUGACAAUUUCUUUUGCCGGAGAGCUUCUCCAAAAUGCUGAGGAGCUUGUUAGGACUGGCUUGCAUCCGAGUGAGAUAAUCAGUGGAUAUACUAAAGCAAUUACCAAGACACUUGAGAUUUUGGAGGAGCUUGUAGAGAAAGGUUCUGAGACUAUGGAUGUACGGAAUAAAGAGCAAGUUGUUAGUCGAAUGAAAGCUGCUGUUGCUAGCAAACAAUAUGGACUGGAAGAUAUAUUGUCUUCCCAUAUAGCUGAUGCUUGCAUCCAAGUCUGCCCCAAGAACCCUGUGAACUUUGAUGUUGAUAAUGUCCGUGUGUCAAAGCUUGUUGGAGGAGUUUUGCAUAAUUGCACAGUAAUUAGGGGAAUGGUUUUAAAAGGUGAUGCUGUGGGAAGUAUAAAACGUGUGGAGAAGGCGAAGGUGGCUGUGUUUGCUACUGGUGUUGAUUCAACUGCUACUGAAACAAAAGGAACUGUUUUGAUUCACUCUGCUGAGCAGCUGGAGAAUUAUGCAAAAACUGAAGAAGCUAAGGUUGAGGAGCUCAUUAAAGCAGUUGCUGAUUCUGGUGCCAAAGUUAUUGUUAGUGGUGGAGCAGUCGGGGAAAUGGCAUUGCAUUUCUGUGACCGUUACAAAUUAAUGGUCUUGAAAAUCAGCUCAAAGUUUGAACUACGACGCUUCUGCCGCACAACAGGCACUUCUGCUCUUCUGAAACUCAGCCAACCAAAGCCAGAUGAUUUGGGAUUUGUUGAUUCAAUUUCAGUUGAGGAAAUCGGUGGUUCUCGGGUCACUGUUGUGAGAAGUGAAGAUGGGGGUAACAAGGUUGCCACUGUGGUUCUGCGAGGAAGUACUGAUAGUAUAUUGGAUGAUCUUGAAAGAGCUGUUGAUGAUGGAGUCAAUACAUAUAAGGCAAUGUGCAGAGAUAGUCGUAUAGUACCUGGAGCUGCUGCUACAGAAAUCGAGUUGGCGAGAAGACUGAAAGAGUUCUCCUUCAAGGAAACAGGAUUGGAUCAGUAUGCCAUUGCUAAGUUCGCUGAAAGUUUUGAAUUGGUACCGAGAACCCUGGCAGAGAAUGCUGGACUGAAUCCAAUGGAUAUUAUUUCUAAGUUGUAUGAAAAGCAUGCAUAUGGGAAUGCUAAAGUGGGCAUCGACUUGAGGGGAGACGACUCUGAGGAUGGUGUUUGCAAGGAUGUCUCAACCGUGAAUGUUUGGGACCUUUAUGUCACUAAGUUUUUGGCUCUCAAAUAUGCUGCAGAUGCUGCCUGCACUGUGUUGCGUGUAGAUCAGAUUAUCAUGGCGAAACCAGCUGGAGGUCCAGCGAGGAGAGAUCAACCUGCAGGAAUGGAUGAGGACUAAAUCUUGCAUGGUAUGAUUGAUUUCCCAUCUCUUGUAUCUCACCACCCCGUAUUCGGACUUUGUUUAGGCAUCUAUUUUAUUAUUAUUAUUUUUUAUUUUUAGAUGCUAAAACGAGCUCGACAGAAUUUUGCAUGUGAUUUUAGAAUGUUUACGGUGGGGAGUAGUGGUGAUCUAUGUUUUUAGUGUAUUACCCUAACCUAUAUUAGGGCCUGGGGUAGGGAGUUAGAAGAUCGUCUUAUUCAUAUCUUUCUCGAUUUUACAUGGAUGUUGGUUAUAUCAUAGCCUAUAUUACACGAACCCAUUCAUUUUCUCUAAGUACCUAUAUUUAACACUUAUGUUUGAUACAUAUCUAGAUAUGUAUAUAAAGGGAUUACAUAAGUUUGGGUCAGAUAAAUUGAUUUGAAUAGACUUUUAUGCAUUCCUACUGAGGGAGGGAUUUAGUGAUAAAUUCAAUUAUUAUGUAUUAAAUGGACAAAUCUAAUUCAGAAUAAAACUUGAGAUUUAGUUAUUUCGUGCAA
Gossypium arboreum is the source of this 2378-nucleotide messenger RNA. Its product is annotated as T-complex protein 1 subunit theta-like. Gene Ontology annotation, molecular function: ATP binding; ATP-dependent protein folding chaperone; ATP hydrolysis activity. The record is from RefSeq and is a predicted model, not a curated record. Gene Ontology annotation, biological process: protein folding. Lineage: Eukaryota; Viridiplantae; Streptophyta; Magnoliopsida; Malvales; Malvaceae. The coding region runs from base 208 to 1860 and encodes 550 amino acids. The transcript has 13 exons. Gene Ontology annotation, cellular component: chaperonin-containing T-complex.